Molecule: messenger RNA, 957 nt
Organism: Colletotrichum karsti
Lineage: Eukaryota; Fungi; Ascomycota; Sordariomycetes; Glomerellales; Glomerellaceae
Product: fumarate reductase succinate dehydrogenase flavoprotein domain protein
Exons: 1
Coding region: 1-957 (318 amino acids)
Cellular component (GO): plasma membrane
Source: RefSeq, a predicted model, not a curated record
AUGGCCAAAAGCUGCCAACUCAUGGCCCCUCAGCUGGCCGAUCUCUUCCACAAAAGAGCGGACAAGAUAUGGCAGACAAACUCUGCCUCGGAAGAACUCCACUCGCGGGCCGUGGUGCUGUCAGCCGGCGGCUUCGCCUUCAACCCGAAGAUGCGAGAGGAGCACCUUCCCGAGUUCUCCACAGUCGCGCCUCUGGGGACUCAAGGCGACGACGGCUCCGGGAUCGACAUUGGAGUCGCGGCCGGGGGUUCGGUGUCGAAAAUGGGCAACAUGUCUGCAUGGCGAUUCCUGUACCCACCCACGGCCUUGCUCGAGGGAGUCGUCGUGUCUCAGGAGGGCAGGCGCUUCGUCGCCGAGGACGUCUACGGCGCGGCGCUCAGCGAUAUCAUGGUCCGGAGACAUCAAGCGAAAGGAUUCUUGAUCCUUGACUCGCGUCAGUGGGCGAAAGCCAGGGACCAAGUGUUCAUGCAAACAAACUUCCCUCUGUUGGUUCAACGACUCCACUGGCUUUACUGGGGUUACAAGAAGGCAAGCUCGUUGGAGCUGCUCGCCGACAAGUUCGGCAUCUCGGCGGAAGCGCUGAAAACCACGGUCGCGAGCUACAAUCAGGCCAUACGUGUCUCCAAGGGGCAGGAAGAUCUCAUGCGUAAGGCGCCGGAGUACUGCACACCCUUGUCGGAGCCUCCGUACUACGGGAUCGAUAUCUCGACUGGUGUUGGAGGCAUUCAGGCGGUCAACGGAUUGACACUUGGCGGCCUGCGCGUUGAUGGAGAGACCGGCCUGGUCUUGACAGGGACAAGUGAAGUAAUACCCGGCUUGUAUGCGGCUGGAAGAAACGCAGUUGGUGUUUGCGCCAACGGUUACGUGAGCGGAUUGUCAAUCGCCGACGGAGUAUUUUCCGGGAAGCGAGCAGGUGAGCAUGCGGCACAACAAGCGAGGAGGACCAACGGAGCGUAG